Schistosoma bovis is the source of this 1427-nucleotide messenger RNA. NCBI's taxonomy places the organism in Eukaryota, Metazoa, Platyhelminthes, Trematoda, Strigeidida, Schistosomatidae. The record is from the annotation of a GenBank genome assembly.
GCAUUGUGUCUGUUGUUUAGGUGGUUGUACUUUCGCCAUCUUUGUCCUACUGGUUUGACUCAUUCUUACACAGUAGUCCUAUGGCUGACGAAGCUGAGCUUUUGGAUUACGAGGAUGAAGAGCAAGAAACAGUUCAAGAGGCAAGACCUAAUGGAGAAGCUACAGCAAAGAAAGGUGUCAAAGGGGCAUACGUCACCAUACACAGUUCGGGAUUCCGUGAUUUCAUUCUCAAGCCGGAAUUAUUAAGAGCCAUCGUUGAUUGUGGCUUCGAACAUCCAUCUGAAGUUCAACAUGAAUGUAUACCUCAAGCCAUUUUAAGUAUGGAUGUACUGUGCCAAGCAAAGUCUGGGAUGGGCAAGACUGCCGUAUUCGUCAUAGCUACACUACAACAGCUCGAUCCCGAAGGAGAAGCCAAUACAACUGUCCUAGUCCUCUGUCACACAAGAGAACUUGCCUUCCAAAUAAGUAAAGAAUACGAACGAUUCUCUAAAUACAUGCCAAAGAUAAAGGUGGGUGUGUUCUUUGGUGGGAUGCCAAUACGUAAGGAUAUUGAAACACUAACAAAAUCUCCCGUUCACAUUGUUGUGGGGACUCCUGGUCGUAUUCUGGAUCUAGUGAGGAGUAAAACAUUAAAGCUACAACAUGUCAAACACUUCAUCAUUGAUGAAUGUGAUAAAAUGCUGGAUACGCUCGAUAUGCGGCGUGAUGUUCAAGAAAUAUUCCGCAUGACUCCACAUCAAAAACAAGUCAUGAUGUUUAGCGCAACCAUGAGCAAAGAAAUACGCCCUGUUUGCAGAAACUUCAUGCAAGACCCGUUGGAAAUAUUUAUCGAGAAUGACUCGAAGUUGACUUUGCAUGGUCUACGGCAGCAUUAUGUUAAAGUCAAGGAAAAUGAGAAAAACAGAAAGCUCUUUGAGCUUCUUGAUGAACUGCAGUUCAACCAGGUUAUAAUCUUCGUCAAAUCCGUUCAACGAUGUAUGGCUUUGGCUCAGUUACUGGUCGACCAGAACUUCCCCGCGAUUGCAAUGCACCGUAAUAUGGCUCAGGAAGAACGUUUGGAACGUUAUCAAGCAUUUAAGAACUUUCAGAAACGUUUACUAGUGGCUACCAAUCUCUUCGGUCGAGGUAUGGACAUUGAACGUGUCAAUAUCGUCUUCAACUAUGAUAUGCCAGAAGAUUCCGACACCUACCUCCACAGAGUUGCUCGAGCUGGUCGUUUCGGAACUAAAGGAUUAGCCAUAACCUUCAUAUCAGAUGAAGUCGACGCGAAGGUACUCAAUGAAGUACAAAAUCGUUUUGAAGUUAAUAUCAGCGAGCUUCCUGACGUUAUGGAAAUAUCCAGCUACAUGGAAGACCGAUAAUUUGUAUUUACCUGUACAUUGUUUCUACUUCUGUCUAUAUUUCAAAUGCAAGUAUUUAUCAACUUA